This is a messenger RNA of Dovyalis caffra, 249 nucleotides long. NCBI's taxonomy places the organism in Eukaryota, Viridiplantae, Streptophyta, Magnoliopsida, Malpighiales, Salicaceae. The record is from the annotation of a GenBank genome assembly.
AUGGAUGGAAAUAUAGGGUGUAAGAGCUAUCUCGUCGAAGAUCGGAACCCGAGUUCUCCUUAUGAGCUUCGCAUCUUUCGUUGUUGGAUGGCAUUAACAAGUUACCAAGAAAACCCGUCUGGGAAGGAAGAAAGGGAACGCGUGACCACAGAAGGAAAGAACAGAGAACGAGAGUUAUUGCCAAUUUUGGCAAGGUAUAGUGACGCUAGGCGUGCUACGAUUUUGUGGAGAAAUUCUGAUUGCAACUGA